CAUAUUUAUUAUAUGAAUUGAAUAAAAAUUUAACUGUAUAUAACCUUUAUAUCUUUGUUGUCUUGCACUAAUUUGAAGACAAAAUAGAAACAAAGAAAUAGUUUCAAUUGUUUUUCUGAUGUAGCAGGCAAUUAUUUCUAGUUAGUUAACCAAUCUGUUUGUUUGUCUUUGAAGAAGCUGAAUCAUGGUAGCAAGAAAAUUCACUAUAUAAAAGAAUAUUAAGUUUGCCAUGAAUAUUUGAAUAUUUGCGUUCUUUUCAAAGAAAAAAGAGGUAACAAAUUUAUUUUUUUUUUUAUUAAUAUUUCAAGUAUUUUUCAGUGUAUAAAAGAAAUUUGGUCAAUCAAUACGUAUUAUAUUUUUGUUUUACCUAUUUUAUCAUAAGUAAAAAUUAUAAAAUGUUAUUAAACAAUAUCCACUGUAAUUCAUAACAUACAAUUAUAUAUAUCAUAAUUUUAUAAUGGCACUUUAUAUAUUUUUGUACAUGAUAAAUAUAAUGGUUAUAAGUAUUUGUAAUUGAUUGUUACAUUAUUUAAUUUAUGUUAAGAAUUUAAUUUGCAGCAAUAAAAUAUGUCAAAGCCAGAAUCAAUUAGUACCUUAAGUGAUCAUGAAGAUGAUAUUGACAAUUUGGAUGGUUCUAUGCUAUGGUCUCAAGAGGAGCCACUUUCUUCUAACGAAAUAUUAGAAUUAUCGGCGCAAGAUGAAAAAGAAAACAGCUUAUUUUCUUUUUGUCGAUUAUGUGCUGGUCAAACCACUAAUCCAAUAUAUAUCUAUUCGGAAUUUGGAGAAUCAAUGAAACUGGCACAUAAAAUAAAUACAUGCUUAAGUGUUAAGAUUAAGAAGACAGACCCAUUGCCAAAGCAGCUUUGUUCGACAUGUGUUGAGAAAGUAAACUGGUAUGACAAAUUUGAUGCACAAUGCAUUAAAGCAGAGGAAAUUCUGUCAACAAUGCUAAAGGAAAAGCAGUCUUUUAAUAUUUCUAAUGGAGUCCUUUCUGACCAGCAAUCCUGUCCCUUAUGCAUAAAUGGCUUCAUGAAUAUGUGUGAAGAGACUUUUCAGUAUACGAAGGAUAUGGAAUUAUAUGAAAAUAUAAUUCUAGAUAGCAGUGACGAGGAGAAUGUAUUCAACAAUGCCAAGGUUGAUAAGAAAAGUGGUGGAAUUUGUUCUAUCACCUUACAAUGCUUGGGAACCAGGCAGAAAUAUCUAAAAUGUGGAGCGUGCAUGAAUCUUUAUCAUACCGAGGAGACACUAAACAGUCAUAAAUGUAAGCCCAGUAUGCAGAAUACAACAAAACCGUACCAAUGUCUUGUAUGUGACAAGACAUUUACUUUCGAAGAACGAUUAAAUUUUCACAUGCAAUUUCACAAAGGUGCGAAAGCAUUGUAUUGCGAGGUCUGUAAGAUAACGUUCGGUAAAGAGCUGAAGCUGUUCUACCAUUACAAAAGACAACAUUCUAAGGAGAUUAGUGUCUCGUGUCUACAAUGUGGAAAAUUAUUCGAGAAUCAGGAAGCGCUUCGAGUGCACGUUUGCGUUGACGGUAAAAAUCGACCUCAUAUUUGCGAAGUGUGCAACAAAGGCUUUUUUGAUGGCUACACUCUGAAGCGUCACGUAGUGACACACCUGCCUGAGAAGCCUUACAAAUGCUCGGAAUGCUCAAAGAGUUUUACACAGAAAUCGAGAUUGAACAAGCAUGUCGCGAGCCACUGCAUAGUUAUCGAGAACAGCCAGACGGUCUGGAAAUGCGUCCAGUGUGGUGAGGUAUUCACCUCUUGCGACGAUGCAGAUAUUCAUUACAAGAUAAUACACGAGGACAAGAUCACGCUGAUCGAGGAACUGGUGGCAUCCAAGCUGUAUCAUUGCGAGUUUUGCAACAGCCAUUUUACCAACGCGGACAACUUGAACAUUCAUCAAAAAUGUCACGUUGUCGAAAAACCCUACACAUGUAAUACCUGUAUGGCCACUUAUAAAUCAUUCGCGGAAGCUGUUUUACAUUGGAAGGAACAUCCCAGACUGUUUAAAGUUCUCGUCGUCUUCUUGUGCGACGUCUGUAAUAAGGACAUGAAGGAAUUAUCCCUGCUGUACAAGCACAAGCAAAAUCGGCACGACCAUGCAUCCAGAUUAUCAGAAUCGGGCGACGCAAAAUUCAUCUGCGAACUCUGCGGGACUGUGUUCGACAAAAGCGAGGAUAUACAGGAUCACGGACGAGAUCAAUGUUCCAAGUUUCCCUGUGACAUUUGUGGCAGCCUGCUGCCUACGGCAAACUCCUUGAAUGCACACAAAAGGCGGCAUAACGGAUUGAGACCAUAUGUUUGUAACAUUUGCGGAAAGAGUUAUACUCAGUCCAGCCACAUGUGGACUCACAAGAGAUUCCACAUGGGCAUCAAGCCUUACGCCUGCGAAUAUUGCGAGCAGCGUUUCACGAUAAAGCCGGACUUGGCGGAUCACAUUAGGAAGAAGCACACGAGGGAAAGGCCGUUCAAGUGCGACGUCUGCAACAAGGCUUUCCUGACCGGAUCCGUCUUUUAUCAGCACAGAUUGAUACACCGUGGUGAUCGUAGAUACAAGUGCCACUAUUGCGAGAAGGCCUUCACCAGGACGGAGGCUUUGAACAAUCACAUCAAGAUACACACUGGGGAAAAGCCGCAUUCGUGCGACGUAUGCGGCAGAUGCUUCAGACAGAAGGGAGAUAUGAGGAAACACAGACGCACGAAGCACGCUUCUGAACAGAACAAAUCUUGAGGAUUGUCGCGUCUCUCUCUCUCUCUCUCUCUCUCUCUCUCUUUCUCUCUCUCUCUCAUUCAUACGGAGUCAUUAUUAUUCUUUCGUUUUUGCAUUUUAAUUAUUUAUACUGAUAAGGAAUUAAAUAUGUACAAUAUAUUUGUGCAAAAAUAAUUAUUUACUAUAGCAGAUUCAUAUCGAUUAUUAUUACAUAAACUAUAAUAGCUUUCUCAAUAAAUAGUAAAAUAAAAUAUUUGAACAAUAUGAUGUUGAAUUACUAU
Molecule: messenger RNA, 2996 nt
Organism: Solenopsis invicta (red fire ant)
Lineage: Eukaryota; Metazoa; Arthropoda; Insecta; Hymenoptera; Formicidae
Product: zinc finger protein 271
Exons: 2
Coding region: 568-2736 (722 amino acids)
Biological process (GO): regulation of transcription by RNA polymerase II
Cellular component (GO): nucleus
Molecular function (GO): zinc ion binding; RNA polymerase II cis-regulatory region sequence-specific DNA binding; DNA-binding transcription factor activity
Source: RefSeq, a predicted model, not a curated record